Molecule: messenger RNA, 601 nt
Organism: Guyanagaster necrorhizus
Lineage: Eukaryota; Fungi; Basidiomycota; Agaricomycetes; Agaricales; Physalacriaceae
Exons: 6
Coding region: 127-561 (144 amino acids)
Source: RefSeq, a predicted model, not a curated record
UUCGAAGAAGAUAAUCAUGAAGGCUCAAAAAUCCGCUCUUUUCCAACCGGCCGCUACACAGGAGAUGUCGAAGGUUUCACGCCACUACCCUCUCCGUUCUUACUUUGCGCCUCUACGUUCAAGCUCAUGCCGAGUAAACUUACCGCUGGCCACCUAAACACGCUACUUCUCGCCGUAUUAUCCCACCUAAGCUGUCCUCACCGAUGCCAGCAAGAGCUUUACUGCGUAGAGUUGUUCGCGAAUAUGGCGCAGCCCUUUUUGAUGCAUCAUCUUCAUGACUUAUCUAUUCUUCCUUCGCCUUUGCUUUUGGGGGUCCUUCGUGAUUACUUACAGAUGAACGUUUGUUCGACCUCCUUAUCUCACAGAAGCAUGGACGUGUUUUUUAAAUUUAGCCUCAUCAACGCUACAAACCCUGUGGAACUUAUUGGACACUCGCGGUCUAUUCCUAGAAGGGUCGGACGUACACUAUACAGCCAAGAAGUACCAUGCCCUAGUAAACCUCAUCCUCGGUGGAACCCUUCUGGCAUUGAUUUUGUUCCCGUACCGAUUUGCUCUGAAUAGCGCACAUUUCUCACUAUUCAUUCGGUGGCACCGCAAGGUC